This is a messenger RNA of Haplochromis burtoni (Burton's mouthbrooder), 4456 nucleotides long. RefSeq names its product hexokinase-2. Gene Ontology annotation, cellular component: mitochondrion; cytosol. The transcript is spliced from 11 exons. Gene Ontology annotation, biological process: glycolytic process; glucose 6-phosphate metabolic process; intracellular glucose homeostasis. Gene Ontology annotation, molecular function: D-glucose binding; ATP binding; glucokinase activity. Lineage: Eukaryota; Metazoa; Chordata; Actinopteri; Cichliformes; Cichlidae. The coding region runs from base 1893 to 3401 and encodes 502 amino acids. The record is from RefSeq and is a predicted model, not a curated record.
CUGAGUUCGCUUCACUGUCCGUGGCUUUUUACGCAGAGAGGAUGAGGAGUUUGCACGAGUGUCUGCAUCAGUGCGAGCGGCUGAUUGGUGACUUCACCGCCCAUCCUGUCUCACCCUGAGACCCCCUGCGUCCUGGUAAAGGACCCCGAGCCGCUGUUUUGUUUUUUUGUCACUAGCCCGGUCUCUCUGACGGGUUUGCGCUGCUCGGAAUCUUUGGCUCAUAGAACUAGUCAGACUUGUUUCACGUUGCCUUCGGGCGCAGCCGGAAUCUGAUCAUUGCUGUUAUUCUUCAUAUCGACCUCUCCGCAGGGUCACCGCACAGUCUCAGGAACCUGUCGGCGCGAUGAUGCAGGCAGUUUAACUUGUUUCAAAAUAAAAGUGCAAAGGAAUCAGAAAUUUUUACGUCACUAAUGAGGUGUCACCUGAAAAAUAUGGGGCGUGGUUUCAGAAUUGACAGGUGUGGAGAGCAGUGAAGCUUGCAGGUUUACCUGGGAGCUGUUUUUUUGUUUGUUUGUUUGUUUGUUUGUUUUACUUUGUAAUGUGAUCUCAGAGGCUACUCCACCCAAAAACCCUAAUCCACAGGAGGUCACGGGUGUCACAACCUGAUCCCUGCUCUAGUGUAACUCAGUGCUCUGCACGGGUUUUAAAUUUACUCAAUUACUGGAUGCUGUAAGAGAAAGAGGCAGGAAGCAAAUAAAGAACCACAAAACCAUCAGCCAGUCACAGGACAGCAACUCUGAGCGUUCAGACACGUCGACUCGGCCUGCUGAAGUUCACCCCGCGCAUCAGAGUGUGGAAGGAAGUGACUUUGAACGUGAUGUGGUUGUUGGCUCUGAGUCUGUGGGGUUCACAGAGAAUCGUAGGUCAAAGGUCAGUACAACAGGAUGUGCAGAGGACACGUCUGCAGCACCUGUGUGACGCUCUCAUGAUCCUGUCACCAGGGGGAAAAUGUGUUGUUCCCUCAAAGGUAUCAGCAAUCGAUUUCACAGCAGCUGCCUGCAACCACUUACAGUUUUACAGUAAAAGUCACGGCCAAAAGACUUCCUCGCCUUGCUGAAGUCAAGGAGCGAAUUCAAACCAUUCUGGAAACAGGCGUCCAUCAAGACCAGACAAGCUCUAUAAAGAGCAGAUUAUAAAACACUAACAUAAUAAAAACAGAUAAAAAUACCCCAAUAAACUAAAACAAUGUUACUGAAUGAAGGAAAAUCUGCUGUUGCUUUAAAGUCAUCACUAAAACUGUCAACUUCCUGCAUUUAAAACUGUUUCGUUAUCAUUUAGUAACUAUUAGAGUGAAAUAAAAACUUUCUGCGACAUGUGAAAGCUGACUGCGAGUGUUGCAUCAUCAAUAUUCCCAGUUUUUCAAAAAAAAGUAAAUUCCUGCUGUCAUCAGACGCCGUCAUGCAUUUGUCUCUUCAUUGUCCAGUUUCACUUCAGAAAACUGUUUUAUUUUGGUCACAGCGUCACGCUGUUGGAUUUCGGGAGUCCUUUUGCUGACUCUGAGGACGUGAAGUGGAAGCAGCUUUUCAGGUUCCUUUAAACUCGCCGCUCGUAACUCCAGUUACGGCUCCCAGCUGUUCUCAGGUGUGCUCUGUUGACACUUCAGGUAGUAACACGGGACAUAUGACGUUUACUCCGGGCCUAUGUUUGCAUUUGGACCUGUUGUUAUUCAUGUCCACGUCAAGUCGACUGCAGGAUGUGAAGAAAAAUCUUGUUCCUCUUUCGUGUGCUCCUCGCUGCACCUUCCUUUCUGUGUGCUUUGAAUUCUGCAUCUAACAGCAUUUAAAGCUUCGAGAUGUUUGCUCAAAGGCACGUUUAAUCGUUGCUUUACGGCGCUCACUUUGUUUCUCUGCGUGAAAACCUGAGUUUACGCCGAGGACGCAUCAGCACAGCAGAUGAGCAACACACAAGCAAACGGCGAGUCCAACGUUCAGAUAACCAAGAAAGCCAAAAUGAGCGGCGACACUGGUGCCCUGCACCUGGACGGCAUCCCUCCGGACACGCUCAGUAAGGUGGAGAAGUACCUGCAGCCUUUCCAGCUGUCCCCGGAGACGCUGCAGGAGGUUUCGGCUCGGCUCAGGAAGGAUCUGCUCCGAGGUUUAGGGAAGCACUCGCACCACAAGGCGCCCGUCAAGAUGCUGCCCACCUUUGUCAGGGCCACGCCUGAUGGGACGGAGAAAGGCGACUUCCUGGCGUUGGAUCUGGGAGGAACAAACUUCCGUGUGCUUCACGUCCGUGUGGAGGAGGAGGCGCAGAAGGUUCAGAUCUGCGCCAUCCCACAGGAAAUGAUGCUGGGAACCGGAGAACAGCUGUUCGACCACAUCGCCACCUGUCUCGGGGAUUUCCUCGAGUCUCAUAACCUGAAGGGUCAAACUCUUCCUCUGGGCUUCACCUUCUCCUUCCCCUGUGAACAGCUGGAAAUCGACAAGAGCAUCCUGAUCCGCUGGACCAAAGGCUUCAACUGCUCCGGGGUGGAGGGGAAAGACGUGGUCCAGUUACUGAAAGAGGCCAUUCACAGGAGAGGGGACUAUCAUAUUGGCUCGGUUGCCAUGGUGAACGACACAGUGGGAACGAUGAUGAGCUGUGGCUACAAGGACCAGAGCUGUGAAAUCGGCAUGAUCAUUGGUACGGGAACCAACGCCUGCUACAUGGAGGAAAUAAAGAAUGUGAAGCGUAUUGAGGGCAAGGACGGACGGAUGUGCAUCAACACGGAGUGGGGCGGCUUUGGGGAUGACGGAUGCUUGGAUGACAUCCUGACUGAGUUCGACGUGGAGGUGGACAAGACCUCCAUCAACCCCGGCGUGCACAUCUUUGAGAAGAUGAUCAGCGGCAUGUAUUUGGGAGAAAUCGUUCGACUGGUGCUGGUGAAGAUGACCAAGGACAAGCUGCUGUUUAAAGGACAGAUAUCGGAGGCAUUGGGGACCCCAGGACGGUUUGAGACCAAGUUUAUCUCUGAGAUUGAGGAGCCGGACAGCGGUUUGGAGAACGCCAAGAAGAUUCUGACUGAGUUGGGUCUGGAUUGGGAUCUGGUCGACGCCUCUGUGGUGCGCCUGGUCUGCGACACUAUCUCUUCACGCUCGGCCUAUCUCUGUGCUGCCGCCCUGGCAACCCUCGUCAACCGCAUCCGUAACAACCGCAAACUGGGCCACCUGAAGACCACUGUCGGGGUGGACGGGACAGUGUACAGAAAACACCCCACCUUCAGCAGUAAGCUCCAGAAGGCGGUGCGCCUGCUCGCCCCUCAGUGUGACAUCACCUUUCUCGUCUCGGAGGAUGGCAGCGGGACGGGCGCUGCCAUGGUAACGGCUGUGGCGCAGAGGCUGGCUCACCAGUCCCGACUGCUAGAGGAGAGCGACGGUGAGGACAAUGAGGAGGAGGAGGAGGAGGAGGAGGAGGGUCAAUAAUGUAUUUUUGACCAAUCUAUGCCUCAGCGCAGCUGCAACUGUUCAUAUCAUGUAAAGAGAGGUGGAGGGAAUCCUCUGGUAUUUUAUCAUGUUGAGAUUUUAUUAGAAAAGAAGUAGAAAACAUGUUGAUCAGAGUAUUUAAAGCACAAAAACUUGCACAAGACUCACUGAAAAAGGUAUUAAAAAGUAAACGAUGCGUCAAAAGGAGACGAUUUAAAGUCAUUUUAUAGGUUGCUAUGGAGAUUUUGAUCCAUUAAAAACGUAUUUAUUAAUAAGGGGCAUAGCUUCAGGGGGAUUUGUGGUGGCGACGAUUCCUAAAAAUAAGUGUUGUUAUAUCACUGCAGCAAGGGGCGUAUACUCCAGGGGGGGCAGAGGGGCCCAGAUCCCACUAUUGCUGGUUAGAGACAGUGUUUUCCUCCUCAGUGUGUCACUGUGAGUGUAACUCGGUAAUGUUAAAUAAUAAUAAUAAUAAUAAUAAUAACCACUGAAAGCUGAUGUUCUGAUUAUAUAACAGGAUAUUUUAAAGUUAAAAAAAUGGACAGUUUACAAACCUUAAUGUGUGAAAAUGAUGUUGAUGAAAAACAGGCUAAAGGAACGGAAACAAUUCAGAGCUUCCCUGAGAAAUGUUGCGUUUUUGAGAUUAUUUUUUAUUAACAUAAAUCUGUGACGGUUGUCAGCACACAUGGUGGUACAAGGCAAGAAAGAGUGGAAUAAAUAAUUUGGCUUUUUUAAUUUCCUCAAUCUCAAUAAAUAAAAAACACAAGACUAAGAAUUAUCAGAGAAAUGCACCGUUUGCUGCUUGGUGACAUUUCCAGUCAUCCUGAACAGCAGUGAUCUGUUUGUGUCCAAGUAAAAGAUAACAGAUGCUUCAGUCUGAUGCAGAAAAGAGGGAGAAGAGGAUGUUUGUGAAAUGUGUUUUUUAAGGUGCCAAAAAUCCUCCUGCUCUUUUUUUUAAAUGGGAAAUAAAGAGUUUAUGUACAAACAACCACAGAAGAAGAGCUGCAGCACAAUGUGCACUAAAGCCAGUGAAUAAAUAAAAAUGUUAAACCGUCCAA